GUGGGGUGUGGGGAGGAAUUUGGCCGCUCCCCCCGCGGUCGCGCGGGGCUUCUCGGCUGCAGAGGAUGAAGCGCCUCCCGGGGCCGGUGGAGGCCGCCUGUUUGCUGUUGGUGGCUCUCGGGACGUGGGACGUGCUGUUCGUGUACGAGGAGAACCGGUGCAGUAUGACCUACAUGUUCGAGAGCCCGGAGUACCUGAGAAUCAAGCUUCCUAAGAAGAUAGCCAGUAAAUAUCCAAGUUAUGGCUUGUACCUUUACGGAGAAGGCGAUUAUGCUGAAGAAAGCAAGAAACUAAAAGUCACAGGAAUCCCUGUCCUGUUUCUUCCUGGAAAUGCUGGGAGUUAUAAACAAGUUCGUUCACUGGGAUCUGUUGCACUGAGGAAAGCUCAAAAUAUGUAUUACAAAUACCACUUCGAUUUUUUUAGCGUUGACUUUAAUGAAGAACUGGUUGCACUUUAUGGCGGUAGCCUGGAGAAGCAAACAAAGUUUGUACGUGCAUGUACAAAGGUCAUUCUUAACCUUUACAAGAGUCGAAAGGUUCCCCCUCACAGUGUUGCUAUUGUUGGUCAUUCAAUGGGUGGCAUUAUAGCUAGAGCACUGUUCACUUUACGCAACUUUGACCCAACACUGAUCAGUCUUAUUAUAACUCAAGCAACACCUCACAUUGCACCAGUCCUGCCUCUAGACAGCUACCUCACAGACUUUUACACCGCUGUAAACAGUUACUGGAUUCUCAAUGAAAAAGACUUGAGAAACGUCACCAUUCUUUCUGUGGGUGGCGGUUUCCGUGAUUAUCAAGUCCGGUCAGGUCUGACUGUUGUGCCAAGCCUGGACGCUUAUAAUCAUACUCUAAACGUUGUGACAUCAGCAGUUCCAAUGGCAUGGCUCUCGACAGAUCAUCUUUGCAUAGUUUGGUGUAAAGAACUGGUGCUGGCCACUAUCAGAGCUUUCUUUGAUCUUAUUGAUCCUCGAACACAUCAGAUAACUACUGAUCCGAGCCAGAGGAUGUCUGUUCUUCACAAUCGUUUUGUCAGCUACUCACUGAAAGCCUCUAAGAAUAAGCCCGAGUCUUCAGUCACAAUCUCAGGUUCACUUUCCAGGUGGACAGAAAUAAAAACAAACCGAUGGACUUACACCAGUCCACAGUUUUCUGCACAGGACCCCGAGGCAAAAUAUUUCCUUUUACCACUUCCAACUGAGGGAGAAUCAGAUAAUAAUCUUUAUUGUCGAAAUAUGAACUUGGACACCAGUAACUGGAUCUAUGGCUGUGGAAAGAAUAAGGAGUCGGUUUGUGCUGGGAAAUGGAACCCUUUCCCAUUUUAUGCUCUCAGUCACCGUUUCAAGCACUUCAGUGUUAGCCAAGAAGGCAUUAACUUGUCUGGGAAAUCAGAAUUGCUGCAGAUGUUUAAGAUAGUGAAGCUUAAACUGGAAGAGUAUCGUUCUUUCUCACAUUUUGUAAUUCAUAUUUCUACGACCAGUGUUAACAAACAGUUGAGUAUAGAGUGUGAAUUCUUCUCAGCGGCGUCCAGAAUGAUGUCUACACCAGUCGUGCACAUCCUCUCUUUUGGUGUUUCUGCCAGCAAAGUUGUUAUAAACUCCACCGGUUUGAUGUAUGUUGUGCAACUUCAGGAGUUUAACCAGAUAUAUCAGGCUUUUAAAAUUCAAGUGAAGAGAGAUUGCCCGUUAUCUAAAGAGAAAAAGGCUGAUAUAUACAGGUUUCAUGUACCAUGGUCUCAUGAAGAUUCUGUCAUAAUGACAAGUGGACCGUCUUUCACAGUGAUCUCUGCCAAACUGCAGAGAGCAAGACCUGCAAAUGACACCUCUGUACCAGAACUACAGCUUCACACAUCUGCCGGCUGCCAAUAUAAGAUAACGAUUAGGACAUCUGUCUUUGAAGUACUGGGACAGUUAUUCCGUUUCCACGGUGUAUAUCUUCCCAUGUAUGUUGUUGCAAACAUCCUGUUAGCAUAUGGAGGACAGUUAUUCCAUCUUCAUAAUAAAGGUCAUUGUUUGGAUUUCAAUGUUGUCUUAAAACAUUCAGCAAAACCAUAUAAAGUUAUUCCUUUUGUCCAUCUUUUUGUUUUUCUUUUACGAUACGAUUGGUUUAAAGACAUAUGGGCUGUCCUUUCGCUGCCUGAACUUGACGCGGUUAUUUUGACUAAACAAGACAUCUAUUUCCCAUUAGUUUCGUUUCUGUUUUUCUUCUUUGGGACAGCGAUUGCCUAUUGGAGUGGAAUACUCUUUCAUUUAUUGCUUAAGCAUGCCUCCUCCUUCUGGUCAGUCUUUUGUAGGUCUCUUGUUAUCACAAAGGAACCCAAACCCAGACUCCUAAAUCUUUGCAGUUUCAGUAUUAAGAUCCUCCUGCUGUUUAUCAGCUGGACAACCUGUGGUGCUCUGGCUCUCAUCCUUACUUACUUCCUUUACUUUUUUAAGGUUCUGAGUCUUCAGGCUUCAUUGGAAACACUGAAAGGUAUUCUUAAUUUGGCACCCAUGCAGGAAGCCACGAAGAAAACCCAUUUAGAUUCCUCUACAACAAAGGAAGCCAGGGAUUCUCCAGCAGCUGAGGGUCUUUCAAAAGAAAAGGACCAUUCGAACUCAGCUGGCGAUAAAUUUCUUUCAGCCUCAGCCAUCGACGAAGCAUCAGAUACUCUUCAAAUUCACAUCACAGUACUGCAUUUAUUAAACUGGAUUAUUCUACUCAGUGCACCUUCAUUUAUUUACUGGCUAAAAAAUCUCAGGUAUUCCAGGAGGCUGGAUCCCGACCCUUAUGGCUCUGUGGCAAUUAUUGCUGUGUUAACAACCGGAGUUCUCAUUAAUUCGCAGGCAGCUUCAGUCAAGAAAAGUAAACUCCUGAAGCACGCAGCAAGACUACAGCUCCUCCUUCCCAUUCCCAUGGCGGCCUUUGGAUUGGUGCACCUGUACAGAGUUCCUUACUUUGUUACAUGUUCAUUAGUUUUACAUGCACUUUGUUGCCUCGGGUAAACAGAUAUAAAAUGUUUUAUAUAUACCUACCACGAUAGGUACACAGUGGUGCUAACAUAAAUGUGUUCACUUAUUGAUGUGCCUCAGCUCAGCAAUUAUGUGAAUCGGCGGUUAGCGUAUCUCUUAUCGCAGGAUGUGGAAAAUAACUAUUGCAAAAGGACGUUCUUGACGCGAGGCGCCUCUUAAAAAGUCCCGUUACUUUGAGAAGUUAAGAAGCUAAUUGACCAGAAGCUUCACGUACAUGUCUGCAAACUUUUAUUGUGCUUGUAAUGUAUUAAAAAUGCAGGGUAUUCUGUUUCUUGAUGUUUUAAUGAGUUAGCACUUUGCGGACAUUGGUCUGAAUUGGAUUUCAUUGGUCCCAUCCCCCUGGGUAUUUCCUCUGCCCAUUAAAAACAUUUUUGGGGUUUAAGAAUUGCCCAUUUUAAGGAUUAUGCGCAACAAUGUUGGCCAGAAUCAGAUUUUUAAGGAGUUUGUUUAUUCUACGAUUUUCUAUAUUUUCAUCUGCGCUUGAGAAUCAAUCCAAAAAAAAGUUGUUUGAAACGUUCAGUAUGUUCUCUCAAAGGUGCCUGAGUGGAAACGGAUAUAGAACAUCUUGUCUAUAGGUAACGUAUAUUUUCAGGUACAGAGUGUUCAACACAGAUCAAAGUCCUAAAAGUCCUUGAAGUUCAGUUCAACUCAAGAGAAUAUUAAUAGAAAUAAGUGGGAUUGGUGGUUGGUCAUAUUAAAAAAAUGACUGUGGCCUAAUUUUUAUUGUUAAAGAGAAAAUGUGUUGCGGGGAGGGGGGUGUACAGGGAAUUUGAAGAAGGAGAAAGAAGAAUUUUAAAAAGAGAUAAUAUUAGCGGAAGAUGCUUUCGGGUGGGUUAUGGUUACCAGCUUUCGUAGAUUGAUCAUAAAGAAUUUCCCUAGGAUCCAAGGGUGCAAAGAUCACAGUUCACAAAUUAUCUUCCUCACCGGCAAUGGGAUGAGAAAGCUUCAUUCUGAGGGGAGGGGAAGUAUUUGAAGUAAAUGUUACAUAAGAUAUUAUUGCACUAAUUGUUUCCCAGUUUGAGGGCCUUAAAUCGAAUAUUAGAUUCCACAGAUUGAGCAUGGGAUUCUCAAUGGACUUGUGAUGUCAGAAUAUUCUGUUUUACACUACUUUCCAAAACCUGUGGUUGAGAUUGGUAACUCGCAGAAUCUCAGGUUUGUAUGUAACUCUGACCCCCUGCCCUGUUGAAACCUAAUCUCCUGUUUACUUAAUCUCCAUACCUUCUCCCAUAAUCUUUUUGAAAAUAAUUUUGAAUAUGUUCUGCUCUCGUUUUUAAUGCACAAGAUACCAUUCAUCCCAAGGGAUGUUCUUGUAAUAACUGGCACAUCCUCAUUGCAAAAGGUUGGAAUAUUUAACAACACCGCCUUGUUUGUAAAAUGGCACUUCACAUAAGUGGAAGUUAAAGCUAAUGCCCUCCUGUUUUGAACCUAUGUAUUACCAGGAGAAACUUAGGAGAAAACUGGGGUUCAUGAUCUCUGAAAGCCUGCAGCUGACUCUUGCACCAAAGAAUCAGUAAUUUAAGUGACCAAAUAUCUGCAGGAUUAAAAUGAGUGCAAGUUUACAUUGGCUUCAAUCAUAAUAUCACUGUUGUGACUUAUUAAGACACGUUUUGCUGUGAAAAAUGUUCAAUGUUAAUCUGUUGAUUUUUGUUUCAAUUUGAAGGAAUAUUUGUGAAAUCCAGGCAAUUAUAAAACACUAUUUUAUACCUGUUCAGUGAUGCAAGCUGUACUGGUUUUAGAACAAAGUUGUGAGUUAUUUCGUGUUUGAAAGGUUUCUACAGUGUCAAGAUAUAAAGUUUUCAACUGAAAUGGUUUGUGUGUUGAUGGUUGGUGGUGGUGGUAGUGUAUUUAACCAAAAAGUCUGUAAUGUAAUUUUUAUUUCUAUAAUUAAAGCACAUUCUAUGAAGCAUA
Callorhinchus milii (elephant shark) is the source of this 4916-nucleotide messenger RNA. It is a transcript of the gene pgap1, whose product is annotated as post-GPI attachment to proteins inositol deacylase 1. Lineage: Eukaryota; Metazoa; Chordata; Chondrichthyes; Chimaeriformes; Callorhinchidae. Gene Ontology annotation, molecular function: phosphatidylinositol deacylase activity. Gene Ontology annotation, biological process: endoplasmic reticulum to Golgi vesicle-mediated transport; GPI anchor metabolic process. The record is from RefSeq and is a predicted model, not a curated record. Gene Ontology annotation, cellular component: endoplasmic reticulum. The transcript has 28 exons. Bases 66 to 2981 code for a protein of 971 amino acids.